GCAAGUUGAGGCUCAGCUUGAGCCUUGAGCCAGCUUGAGUCUUGAGAAGUUGAGAGCUCUUGAGGCAGCUUCGCAGAAGCAUUGGUCAGCCUUUCGAGUCUCAUGCGGAUGGCAUCGCAGCUGCGUGUAUAGCUGUGUAUUAGUACAUGAAGGACGCUUCCCCCGCGGUUCCUCAUGUGCCUUAUUGGUACCACGAACAGAUUCUAGCGUGUAUCAAUCAUGGCUAAAGAGUGGACGUUCUGAAUUUCAAAUGUUUCUACGGUUAGCCGCUGGCAGCAGACAAUAUUUGCACGUUGGAGUGGCAGUGGCGAGCCAUCCGAAAAGUCCUAAGUGCAGUGGCAAUUGGCGAUUGAAUCGCUGUUCGGAAUUCAGGUGCCAGAGGGGAACCAUUGGAGUUUUACCCCUUUUCACGCUGCUGAAAGUUUGAAGUUGAGUCAGAAGAGAGGUCAGCUGGCUGCAAAAUAGCUUGUGGCUGGUCAGAGGGGCUCCCGGCAACCAUGCAGUCUAUCGGUUUUGAAGGUAGCACUUUGACGGUGCCGAAAAGUGAUGCAGUGCACUUUGACUUCCGGAAUGGGUCCCUGUUCCUCGUAUGUAAGGCAUUCACUGGGGAGGUGCAGCUUUCAUCAAGGACUGGCGGCGCUUCGCCUUUGGACGUGGUUGAGAAGCAGGCUACCUCUCCAGACUGCGUGCUGAACCUCCCGUCAACUGGCAAGAAAGCGCAUCAGCCAGCUUUGAAAACCACCCCGGAAACGUCAACUGACGAGGCGGAGGCGUCUGAAGAAGCAGAGAGCUCAAGACCGGAGCUUCCUCCCAGACUAGAGGACAGCCCUUCUGACUCUCAGGGGGGCGAGUCUCCGGCACCAACAGAGAGUGAUGCCCCCUUGAAGCGGAAACCUUCCCUGAGCAUCGAGUCAGCUGACGCCAUCGAAGGGGAGAUCCAGAGGGGUAACCCAGCCAAAAGGACGAGUUCGGCGCUCUACCCCCUGUUUCAUAACACCCAGCCACGGGCUCCGUCGCCAAAGAGAAAGCUGGUGGUAGGAAAGGGGUGUCCUACGACCAGGAGAAGCACCGGGAAAGAGAACGAAGGAGCUCCGUGCUCCUCAGGGCAGGAUGCCGGAGUGCGGGUCGAGUGGUCCCUCCUGCAGCCCACCGGCCCAGUACCUGAGGCCAGAUGGGGCGCCAGUGCCACUCUUAUGAACGGCCAGCUGUACCUUUUCGGAGGCGCCAGCGACGAAGAGACUCUCUCUGACCUCUGGACGCUGCGCCUAGAUAAUUGGACCUGGUCCCGUCCUUCAAUUUCUCUGCCCACCACCCCCCGAGCAUGGCACAGCGCCACGGCAGUGGGCCAGCGGCUGCUUGUGUUUGGGGGCGAGAGGACACACGCCCAUGGUAACAGCAUGAAGACGACAUCAUUCAAUGAUGUCAGCGUCUUUGACACAGAUGCUAUGGUGUGGUUUGCUGCUCACACGACGGGUCAGCCACCAACCGCUCGUGCGGGGCACUCUGCCACAGCCCUGACGAACGGGCAGAUCCUCAUCUUCGGGGGCAUAAGUGGGUCGAAGUGGCUCAAUGACGCCAGCGUCUUGAACACAGGUUCUUGGAGCUGGUCCCGGCCCGUUAUCAAGGGCACCCCGCCCAAGGCCCGAUGCUACCAGACCGCCACCCAGAUUGGGAGCCGUGUAGUCAUCUUCGGGGGAAACGGCAGCAAGCAGUGCUUCCGGGAGGUGCACGUCUUGGACACUGCGUCGUGGACAUGGUCUCAGCCGGAGGUCUCCGGUGAAGCCCCGAAAGCGCGCACGGGUCAGAGCGCGGUUGCGCAAGGUUCCCGGGUCGUGAUCUUCGGGGGGUGGGACUACAGCGACUCGUACAGCAGCAGCAAGGUGUACAACGACGUGUCCGUUCUGGACACCGAAACUUGGACAUGGAUGCCCGUCCAACUGAUGUCCGGUGAACAGCCCACCCCACGGUGCGGCCACGGCAGCUCCCUGGUCGUCUCCUCCGACGGCAAAAAUGCCGUCGUCUUCACCUUCGGCGGCCAGAUAGAAAGGGAAGAGAAGGUCGACGAGAUGUACUUGUUGAGAUUGGACGCUUGAUGGACUUUCGACUUUGUGAGCCAGCGGUGGAGCACAGCGUCCAGUACGCAUAUAAAACAUUCUCAAGCUUUCUGAUUGAAGCGAAUCUUGCGAGAACAAAUCGAGCCGCCUGGAGCUUGUUAAGGCAUGUUCGGAUUUAAGCUCGAUUAAUAUCUUGAACGUCACAUGCAUUAGAACAU
Klebsormidium nitens is the source of this 2272-nucleotide messenger RNA. The record is from the annotation of a GenBank genome assembly. NCBI's taxonomy places the organism in Eukaryota, Viridiplantae, Streptophyta, Klebsormidiophyceae, Klebsormidiales, Klebsormidiaceae.